Messenger RNA from Aspergillus bombycis, 3246 nucleotides. Its product is annotated as putative DEAD/DEAH box DNA helicase (Mer3). The record is from RefSeq and is a predicted model, not a curated record. The transcript is spliced from 8 exons. The coding region runs from base 1 to 3246 and encodes 1081 amino acids. Lineage: Eukaryota; Fungi; Ascomycota; Eurotiomycetes; Eurotiales; Aspergillaceae. Gene Ontology annotation, molecular function: ATP binding; nucleic acid binding.
AUGCGAAGAAAAAAUCACUCGUCCUUUGCCGCGUCACGCCAGGGUACUUCAUAUAGACGCAUUGCCGGCACUCAGCUCCGUACACCCAUCCGUUCCAAUGUACGCACUGCUCUUGAUCAAAGAUGCAGCGAAGGGGCUCGAAACUUGUCAUCUCUAGGCGGAUCUCGCAGAGAAGGGCUUCCUGCCAGUACACCCGGACCAGAGGCACUAUGUCGUGAUGACGACUUGCUGUUUGAUGCAUUCGGUCUUCCGUCUUUGCGAACUAAGUUUAAUGGUAAUACCUCUAUCUUUUGCGCUGACAAACAUGAUUCAGAAACCUCUCAUAACACACCGCAUCAAAGCGUGGCAUCUAGUUCCUCAGACAUUGAAACCAGGUCUCCUUCUAGUCCCCUGCUCAGGCUACAAGUUGGGAGAACCCGGCCAUACGUGGCACAAGAUAGUGGCUCCAAAAGGCGCCACCAAGAUCAUCAGUUUCGGUCUGAAGAAUGUGAAAGAUCACACGUUGCUGCGACUCUAGAACAAAGGACGCCGUUUCAGGACAUACCUGUAUUAAUUCGAGGAAUCGUUCUUGUGUCUGUGCAUGAGCUCCCUGAUAAGUAUCGGUCACUGUUCCAUUUUCCUGCCUUUAACGCGAUUCAAUCCAAAUGCUUCCAGCCUGUUUACAAAAGGGACGACAACAUUGUGCUUGCUGCUCCUACUGGGAGUGGCAAAACAGUUGUUAUGGAGUUGGCAAUAUGUCGUUUACUUAAUAAUCUGAAGGAUGAGAGGUUCAAGGUCAUUUAUCAAGCACCCACAAAGUCACUUUGCUCAGAAAGGUUCCGUGACUGGAACAGAAAGUUCCACUCAUUAGGCCUUCAAUGUGCUGAGUUGACCGGCGACACUGAUUAUACACAGAUGAGGAUCGUCCAGAACAGCCAGAUAAUUAUAACGACGCCCGAAAAAUGGGAUAGUGUGACACGGAAAUGGAAGGACCACGCACGUUUGAUGCAGCUAGUGAAACUCUUCUUAAUUGAUGAAGUUCACAUUCUCAAGGAGAGCCGCGGAGCAACAUUAGAAGCUGUCGUGUCACGCAUGAAAACGAUCGGGUCCAAUGUACGGUUUGUUGCACUAAGCGCUACCAUUCCAAAUUCUGAGGAUAUUGCAACAUGGCUCGGCAAGAAUGCAACGAACCAACAUGUUCCAGCACACAGGGAGCAUUUUGGAGAAGAGUUUCGUCCCGUUAGGCUGCAGAGAUUUGUAUACGGUUACCAGUCCCACGGAAAUGACUUCGCAUUCGACAAGAUGUGCAGUUCGAAACUUCCUGAUGUACUUGCGAUGCAUUCUUGCAGAAAGCCCAUCAUGAUCUUCUGCUGCACGAGGAACUCAUCUGUAGCUACGGCAAAGGAACUUGCUCGGCUGUGGUCAAUGUCCAACCCGCCAGCUCGGCUAUGGAAAGGAUCAAGCACAUCACUUGAAUUCAAUAAUGUAGACUUGAAGAUUACGAGUGCUGCAGGUGUCGCAUUUCAUCACGCUGGCCUGAAUCCCGGAGACAGACAGACAAUCGAAAAUGGCUUCUUACAAGGCCAAAUCAACAUAAUAUGUUGCACAUCCACGCUCGCAGUUGGUGUGAACCUCCCGUGUCACCUUGUGAUUAUCAAAAAUACCGUCGGAUGGCUAGACGGCGGCUGCAAAGAAUAUUCGGAUCUCGAAAUUAUGCAGAUGCUUGGUCGUGCUGGAAGACCUCAGUUUGACAACGACGCAGUCGCCGUUAUCUUAACCAGAAAAGAACGCGUCAACUAUUAUGAACGGCUCGUCUCAGGCUCUGAAAGCCUUGAAAGUUGCUUACAUUUGAACCUAAUUGAUCAUCUGAACGCUGAAAUUGGGUUAGGUAAUGUCACAAGUGUUGAAUCUGGUAUAAGAUGGCUUGCUGGCACCUUUUUAUUCGUGAGGCUCAGACGGAACCCAACAUAUUAUCAGCUAAGGGAAGGUGCCAAUAGGGAAGAUGAGGACGAGAUGCUUCGCCAAAUUUGUGAGAAAGACAUCAAACUUCUUCAAGAGAGUAACUUAGUCUCCACUGGACGUCUUAGAUCCACACAAUUUGGUGAUGCAAUGGCGCGUUAUUACGUGCGAUUCGAGACGAUGAAGACUUUCCUCACAUUAAAGCACCACUCCACUAUGUCUCAAAUCCUCUCCGUGAUUUCUCAGGCAGAAGAGUUCCGUGAUAUCCGUAUCAAGGCAGGUGAGAAGUCGCUGUACAAAGAGAUCAACCGCGGAACUGGCAUAAUGUUUCCGAUAAAAGUGGAUAUAGCACUGCCUGCCCAUAAAGUAUCACUACUCAUCCAGUCUGAGCUGGGUGUGGUGGAGUUUCCAGAUGACGAACAAUUCCAAAAGCACAAGUUUGCGUUCCAGCAAGACAAAGGUUUUGUAUUUUCACACGUUAAUCGGCUUAUUCGAUGCAUCAUAGACUGUCAGAUUGCUCUCGAGGAUUCAAUUGCUACUAGAAACGCCUUGGAGCUUGCAAGAAGUUUCGGAGCUAAAGUGUGGGAUAGAUCUCCAUUUCAGAUGAAGCAAAUUGAACAAAUUGGUGUCGUCGCGGUUAGAAAAUUAGCAGCCGCUGGAAUAACCAGUAUUGAAGCUCUAGAGUGCGCAGAGCCUCAACAGAUUGACAUGAUCUUGAGCAAAAAUCCUCCCUUUGGGUUGAAACUUCUAGGGCGUCUUUUGGAGUUUCCUAAGUUACGCGUGUCUGUCAAGAUGAUAAAAAAGGAGGUGAAACACGGUAACCCAGUGAGAGUUCAUUUUAAAGCCGAGGUCGCAUUCAUGAAUGAGAAAUGCCCAACAACUUUCCAGAGGCGUCCUGUACAUGUCUGUUUCUUAGCGGAGACCUCUAAUAGUUUGAUGAUCGAUUUCCGGCGUAUGAGCGCCAGUAAAAUCCACAGUAUCCAGGAGAUACCGUUGCACGUAGAAAUGGGAAGCCCAGAUCAGCACAUUACGUGCUAUGCUAUGUGUGAUGACAUUGCCGGGACUUUGAGAUCAGCAGAAUUGAGGCCUGCCCUCCCAGCUUCGCUAUUUCCCUUUUAUUCAAGUAAGGACUCGGACGAGACGAGCCAGAAGCACAUGAUGAAUAUGUCACGCCCACGUAGCAACACUUCUUUGCGGGUCAAACCCAAUAAAGAAUACAAUCUAGAUAGUUUCGGCAGUGAUGACUCGCUUUUCAAUGACCUUUUGGAAACUGGUUUGAUCCCUCGUCUUUUCCCCUUCGUGCAGUGA